Neltuma alba is the source of this 2841-nucleotide messenger RNA. Its product is annotated as putative cysteine-rich receptor-like protein kinase 20. Lineage: Eukaryota; Viridiplantae; Streptophyta; Magnoliopsida; Fabales; Fabaceae. Gene Ontology annotation, biological process: protein phosphorylation. Bases 1 to 2841 code for a protein of 946 amino acids. Gene Ontology annotation, molecular function: protein kinase activity; ATP binding. The transcript is spliced from 12 exons. The record is from RefSeq and is a predicted model, not a curated record.
AUGGGGAAGACCGUGCCAGUGAUAACAAAGUCUACCAUUUCCUUGGCUCUUGUUUCAUUCCUUUCUCAUCUUCUCAUUCUCUCGGCCGCCCAGCAUCCUGACGCUACUGUUUAUUCCAAUUGUUCAUUAGGCAAAGGAACCUACACAAACUCAAGUGUCUUCCACACCAACCUCAAUGCCCCUCUUUCUAAUGUCGCCUCCGACACAAAAAUUGACUAUGGCUUCUACAAUUCCUCUUACGGUGAAAACCCCAAUAGGGUGAACGCAAUUGGACUCUGCAGAGGAGAUGUGAAGCCUGAAACGUGCCGUAGUUGCCUCAAAAAUGCCACAAUGAUUCUCCCAAAGCAAUGUCCGAACCAGGUGGAGGCAUUUGGAUACUAUGACUUGUGCAUGUUUCGAUACUCAAAUCGUUCGAUCUUUGGGAUUUACCAAGAUCAUGACUUUUCCUACUCUUUUAACAACCCAGAAAAAGCACAAGAUGCAGAAAAGUACACCAAGGCUCUUGAUGAUCUAAUGGAAAGUCUAAAAAGCAUAGCCGCAGCUGGUGACUCUCAUGUUAAGGUGGCCGUGAGAAGUGCAAUAGCUGAUCAGAAUGAAACUGUAUUUGGUCUUGCCCAGUGCACGCCUGAUUUGUCUCAGCAAGAUUGUGAAGAUUGCUUAAGAAAGGCUAUCUCAGAUAUCCCAAUCUGUUGUCGGAACAGGAUUGGUGGUAGAGUUAUCAAAUUGAGCUGCAAUCUUCGAUUUGAAAAGGGCCAAUUCUAUGAUUCAAUACAAUUAUCUCCAAUUCCUCCUGCUCAUGCUCCGUCUAGCAGAAGAACUUCCUCACCACCUGCAGGAGUUUCUGAUUCACCAAAAGCCGCUGCUGAUUCGCCCAAAGCUUCCGAAGGAAAUAGCGACAGAACCUCAAGAAUGGUCGCUAUCGUGGCCGUGGGCCAACCUUAUGUUAAUCAAACCUGUUUCUAUGACAAAGGAACCUACACAGACAAAAGUGCCUAUCAUACCAACCUCAAAACCCUUCUUUCCAAUUUCACCUCCAACACAAAAGAUGACUAUGGCUUCUACAAUUCCUCGUACGGCCAAAACCCCGACACAGUUUACGCAUCUGGACUCUGCAGAGGAGACCUUACGCCAGAUGAUUGUCGUAGUUGCCUCAAUAAUUCUAUGAGUCUUCUCCCACAGAAAUGUCCAAAUCAGAAGGUGGCAUUUAUAUACCAUGACUCGUGCAGCUUUCAAUAUUCAAAUAGCUCAAUGUUUGGGAUAUAUCAGGACCCUGAUUUUUUCUACGCAAUUAAUAACCCAAGUGAUGUAGCAGAUGCAGACCAAUACACAGUUGCGCUUGAUCGGCUAAUGCAAGUUCUUAAGACCAAUGCUGCAGCUGGUGGCCCUUAUCGCAAGGUGGCUGCUGGAAACAACUCAACGCCGUUUCAAUAUGUAUAUGGUCUUGCUCAGUGCACGCCUGAUUUGACUGAGCAAAAUUGCGAGGCUUGCUUGGAAAAAGCGAUAUCAGAUAUCCCAUUUUGCUGUCAGAACAAGGUUGGAGGUAGGGUUAUCAAACGGAAUUGCAAUCUCAGAUUUGAGAAGAACCGGUUCUAUAAUCCUAAUUUUGUUCAUACAAUACAAGUAUCUGCAUCUCCUCCUCCUCCUCCUCCUACCACUACUCCGUCACAAGGAAAACACAAUAGAUCAAGAACCAUUAUUAUUAUCGUGGCCGUGGUGAUUGGUGCCUCCAUCGCCCUUCUCAUCUUGAUUUUCAUCUAUUUUGCUGUUAGGAAAUCGAAGAAAACCAUUGAAAGAUAUUCUUCGAUAUCUUUAACUGAAAUAAUGGAUGACGAAGACAUUAACCCGGCUGAUUCGUUGCAAUUUGACUUUGAAACCAUCAGACUUGCUACAGAUAACUUCUCUAUUGCAAAUAAACUUGGACAAGGAGGAUUUGGGCCAGUAUAUAAGGGUAGGCUCCGUAAUGGACAAGAAGUUGCUGUCAAAAGGUUGUCCAUGGAUUCAGGGCAAGGAGACUUAGAAUUAAAAAACGAAGUGUUGUUGAUGGCCAAACUUCAACACCGCAAUUUAGUAAGAUUAGUUGGUUUCUGUUUAGAAGGAACUGAAAGGCUACUCAUUUAUGAGUUUCUUCCCAAUAGAAGUCUUGAUUCCAUGUUAUUCGAUCCAAUUCAACAAACUCAUUUGCAUUGGGAAGUGCGUUACAAAAUUAUAGUCGGCAUUGCUCGUGGCAUUCUUUACCUACAUGAAGAUUCAAGAUUACGCAUUAUUCACCGUGACCUCAAAGCAAGUAAUAUUCUUCUAGAUAAAGAUCUAAAUCCGAAAAUAGCAGAUUUUGGCAUGGCAAGGCUAUUUACUUUAGAUCAAACUCAUAACACUACAAGCAAAGUUGUUGGAACUUAUGGAUACAUGGCACCAGAAUAUGCAAUACAUGGACAAAUAUCAACAAAAUUAGAUGUCUUUAGUUUUGGUAUACUGGCUCUUGAAAUUAUAAGUGGCCAAAAGAAUAAUAGCCUGAUUGAUGAGGAGGAUAUACAAGAUCUUUUAAGCUUUGUAUGGAAAAACUGGAGGGAAGGGACAGCCUCAAAUAUAGUAGAUCCCGUGAUCAGCAAUGGUUCAAGGGAUGAAAUAAUGAGAUGCAUUCACAUCGCAUUAUUGUGUGUUCAAGAAAACGUAGCAGAUAGGCCUACCAUGGCUUCUAUUGAACUUAUGCUAAAUAGCUACUCUUUGUCUCUCCCUUUACCUUCACGGCCUCCAUGCUUAAUGAAUUUUAGCAGCACGCUUGAGAUGCAAACCAGAGAGGAAGAUGAAGGAGAGGGAGUACAUUACUCUACUCAACAAGCAUAA